AUGCGUUUCUCCGUUAUCGCCGCUUCCGUCUUCGCUGGUGCCGCCAUGGCUGCCACUUCCACUGACUACGUCACUGAGGAAGUCACCAUCACCUCUUGCGCCGCAACUGUCACCGACUGCCCAGCUCGCAGCACCCAAGUUUCCACCACCAUCUACUCAAGAACCUCCUCUACUGAGGCUGCUCCUUCAUCUGUUACCCCAGCCGGUCAGCCAUCCAACAGUGGACCAGUAGCCUCCGGCCCUGCUUCAAGCGCACCAGUAGCAUCAACUACAACUUCACCCGCCGCAUCAUCCGCUACAAGUGAUGCUUGCGCAUCCCAAUGCAAUGCAUCAUACAACUCUUGCCGAAGUGCUCCAGGCGCAAACCGAUCCACCUGUGCUUCCAACUAUGCAGACUGCCUCGGAUAUUCUCCGUAUGAUAGCAACGGAUCACUCGUCACCCCAACUGCUUGCUCUUCCCCAGCCGCCAGCGCUCCAGCCUCAAGCAAGCCAGCUACCAGCGUUUUGGUUCCAGUUGCAUCAACUACAACUUCACCCGCCGCAUCAUCCGCUACAGGUGAUGCUUGCGCAUCCCAAUGCAACGCAUCGUACAACUCUUGCCGAAGUGCUCCAGGCGCAAACCGAUCCACCUGUGCUUCCAACUAUGCAGACUGCCUCGGAUAUUCUCCGUAUGAUAGCAACGGAUCACUCGUCACCCCAACUGCUUGCUCUUCCCCAGCCGCCAGCGCUCCAGCUUCCAGCAAGCCAGCCAGCUUCACCCCAACUUACGCCACACCAGCUGCCUCUUCCGCUGGUUCUUCCCUCGGUGUCGUUUCCUCCCCAGCACCCUCCGUCUCUGUCGUUGCCAUCACCACCUGUAUCCCAACCGUCAUCUACUCCACCAUCUCCCUCUCCGGAUUUGAGACCACUGCUCCAGGUGUCCCAGCUGCUUCCGCCAAGCCAUCUUCCACUGGAUACAUCUCCGUCCCAGCCAACGGUACCACCCCAGUCGCUACCCAAACCCCAAUGGCAUUCACCGGUGCUGCCGCCAAUCUUCAAGUUGGAGGAGCUGCUAUCGCCGCCGUCUUCGGACUCGCUGCUUUCCUCUUGUAA
Botrytis porri is the source of this 1092-nucleotide messenger RNA. RefSeq lists its product as uncharacterized. The transcript has 2 exons. NCBI's taxonomy places the organism in Eukaryota, Fungi, Ascomycota, Leotiomycetes, Helotiales, Sclerotiniaceae. The coding region runs from base 1 to 1092 and encodes 363 amino acids. The record is from RefSeq and is a predicted model, not a curated record.